AUGUCAAAAACAAUGAAUUUCGAAAUUAUUAAUGCUAAUCUUCAACAGCAACAUAUGCACACUGACGGUUUACAUCCAUCUAUUACAUCUGGUCGUAUUCUUAUUGAAAAAUCAAUCUAUAAUUUGGUUCUCAAGACGAACAGAAUGAAACAUAUGUUAACAACAACAGCGAUAAAUUAUAAACGAAAUAAUAAUAAUAUAAAUAGUGUUAGAAAUAUAAAUAAUGUUAAUAAUAAUAAUAAUAGAAAUCAUUUUAUUAUAGAAGACAAUGGUAAUAAUUUACCGAUUAUGAGACCAUUACCCAGUGGUCUGGCAGAACGACCAGCAUUAUUAGAUUUUACAGACUAUCCAGAAAUAUUUGAUGAAUGGUUGCCAGAGGCAACACCAUGA
This is a messenger RNA of Rotaria socialis, 390 nucleotides long. Lineage: Eukaryota; Metazoa; Rotifera; Eurotatoria; Philodinida; Philodinidae. The record is from the annotation of a GenBank genome assembly.